Messenger RNA from Populus nigra (black poplar), 903 nucleotides. RefSeq lists its product as uncharacterized. The record is from RefSeq and is a predicted model, not a curated record. NCBI's taxonomy places the organism in Eukaryota, Viridiplantae, Streptophyta, Magnoliopsida, Malpighiales, Salicaceae. Bases 10 to 903 code for a protein of 297 amino acids. The transcript has 2 exons.
ACCUUGGGAAUGGCAAAAGUUAAUAAGGUGCGAUGCAAGGCUGAUUCCCGGCGGCACAGAGUGAUGCCAUAUGUGUUGUCACCUUGCUCCUGGAAGGCUGGUAAAGAUUGCCACUUGAAGAAAAACCAUUCAAAAGCUUCAGAGAAAAAAGAUCGGGAAGGUGCAACCUGCUCUGUUUGUCUGGAGCAUCCUCACAAUGCAGUGCUUCUCCUUUGCUCCUCUUAUAACAAGGGCUGCCGUCCAUAUAUGUGUGCCACUAGUCGCCGUUUUUCCAACUAUCUUCAACAAUACAAGAAAUCUUAUACAAAAGCAACUCCUACAGAAGGGGUUCCAGAACUUUUAUGCCCACUUUGUCGAGGGCAGGUUAAGGGUUGGACAGUGGUGGAACCAGCUCGUAAGCUUCUCAAUGCCAAGAAAAGAACCUGCAUGCCGGAUAAGUGCUCAUUUGCUGGAACAUAUAAGCAGCUCAGGAAGCAUGUUAAGGCAAAGCACCCUUUGGCACGACCCCGAGCUGUGGACCCUGUACUCGAAGAAAAAUGGAAGAAGCUUGAAUGUGAAAGAGAGCGAAACGAUAUAAUCAGCACAAUUAUGUCAUCGAAAGCAGGGGCACUAGUACUUGGUGAUUAUGUGAUCGAGCCGGGGUAUAGUGGUGCUCAUAACGAUUACGAUUCUGAUUCUGAUUCAUCCCUUGGUGAUGGUUUCUUAUCUUUGGGGUCGUUUGAUAGAGGGCAGAGUAGUGGCACCCGCUUUCGUAAUGAAUAUCACCUGGACUAUGAGUCACUGGAUGAGGAGGAUUAUGGGAUGCGCCGAUCUGGGGCUAUGGGUUCUGCAGCAAUAUCUGGACAUGGUUUUCACAGGAUACUGCUGGAGAGACCAAGGAGGCAGUGGUCUAUAUACAGGUAG